Molecule: messenger RNA, 641 nt
Organism: Echinops telfairi (small Madagascar hedgehog)
Lineage: Eukaryota; Metazoa; Chordata; Mammalia; Afrosoricida; Tenrecidae
Gene: CRABP1
Product: cellular retinoic acid binding protein 1
Exons: 4
Coding region: 5-418 (137 amino acids)
Biological process (GO): fatty acid transport
Cellular component (GO): cytosol; nucleus
Molecular function (GO): fatty acid binding
Source: RefSeq, a predicted model, not a curated record
CACCAUGCCCAACUUCGCUGGCACCUGGAAGAUGCGCAGCAGUGAGAAUUUCGACGAGCUACUCAAGGCUUUGGGUGUGAACGCCAUGCUGAGGAAGGUGGCGGUGGCAGCUGCGUCCAAGCCGCACGUGGAGAUCCGCCAGGACGGGGAUCAAUUCUAUAUCAAGACAUCCACCACGGUGCGCACUACGGAGAUCAACUUCAAGGUCGGAGAAAGCUUCGAGGAGGAAACCGUGGACGGACGCAAGUGCAGGAGUUUAGCCACUUGGGAGAAUGAGAACAAGAUCCACUGCACACAAACGCUUCUCGAGGGGGACGGCCCCAAAACCUACUGGACCCGAGAGCUGGCCAACAACGAGCUCAUCCUGACGUUCGGCGCCGAUGAUGUGGUCUGCACGAGAAUUUACGUUCGAGAGUGAAGGGCAGCCGGCCCGCUGCGACUUGAGGGGUGGGCUGUGGGCUCACCGGAGGAAUAUGUCACAGGCCCAAGCUACCAGUGGACCCCUCUUUCCUCCAUGGACAUUAGAUCUCCCCUGAUCAUGUUGUAGUGUCCCCAUCCUGCCUUUAUGCCCGUCCUGUCCCUGGUGCUCUGUAGUUUGGCAUUUGCAUGGUUUCCUCCGUCAUUAAACUGGAUGGACACGU